CAGUCAGUCAUCUCCACGCAACACCACGCACACAACGACCAACCAAACCACACACACACACACACACACACACACACACACACACACACACACACCAAGACCGACCACGCAGGAUGCGCGCGCUUGCGUCUCGGACGAUGAUGAUGGUGGUGAUGGCUGUCGCCUUUGUUGCGGCACCCACCCGCGCGCUUCCAAUCCACGCGUCUGAGCUGGGAAAGGCCAACCCUAUCAGCAGCAGCAACACCGACAGCACAGAAAGCAACAAUGCGGCGCGCGGAGAUAUUGGCAUCACAUACGACAGUCCUCAAGUUGAGCAGAAGCGGGAAUGGGAGGAGAUCGGAGAGGAGGCUCCGAACGACAAAGGGAACAGCGCGUUUGACUCGGAGCGUCGCCACGUGGCGAAUCAGGCCGGCUACCUCUCGGGCCGGCCAAGCGUCGACUCCGCGCGCACGCAUGUGCCGCGCUCUAUUGCCAUCCCGCUGAACGAUGAGGACGGCGAGCGCGUGACGUCGCUCGGCUUCUCCGUGUCUGGAGGCCAGGAAUACAGUAACAAGCCCUUGAAGAUUGUGCAGGUGCUUCCAUCCUCACCCGCAGCAAGGGCCGGGCUCCACCUCGACGACAUCAUCCUGGCGAUCCAGGACCAGGACGUGAGGCACGCCACGCAGGAAGAGGGCAUGCAACGCAUUCAGGCCCUCUUGGACGACGAAAACGUCUAUGCCCUUAAUCUCCUCGUUCAGGCCGAGCAGCCGCGCCAACCGGCGCCUGAGGAUGGUUUCACGGACAGCGACGGCAACUCGCUAGUGGACAUUGAGUUGGACCUCUCUGUGAACCACCACGUUGGCUUGUCUCUCGGCGAAAUGUCGCAAGGCGGCAAAACAUUCGUGCAGGUGAAUGGCGUUGAGGACGACUCACCAGCGGCACUUGCUGGCGUAUUGCCUGGCGAUAAGGUGCUUCGCGUGGAGGACAGUGUCGUGUCAACGCUGGAAGAGCUGCGCGCUGCAUUCUUCACCCUCGACCGCAGCCAACCCGUCCACAUGCAGGUGUUGCGCCAGCGGCCAGACGCGCAGCCCACAGACCCUAACAGUACCAACGGUCGCAGCAACGAAGAUGCCAUCAUCAGUGACGGUGCUGAUGGGGGUGAUGGUGAAGUUGGUGCCAGCGUUGCAGGGGCAGCAGCACAUGAGCGUGAAGGCGAAGAAGAAGCAGAAGAAGGAGCAGCUGACGGCUAUGAAGGCGCCCAGGGAAGUGAUGAAGGUGCAGUGGCGUGGGAAGAUGGCACAGUGGACCUCGGUGCCAACACCCGCAGCGGCGGGCGCGAAGCAGGCGAAAACGGCGAUGCUGGCACGACGCAAUCUAACACAGAUACGGAGCCCGCAGCAGGCUCCUCCUCCUCCUCCUCAUCAUCAUCGUCAUCAUCAUCGUCAUCAUCAUCGUCAUCGCAGGGUGGGGACGAUGACGGCGCGGGUGAUCCGGCUGCGCUGCACGAGCUGCAGUCUGAGGAGGACCGGCUGGAGGCAGAGUACCUGCAGCAGCACCACGCAGGCACCACGGGCAGCGAUGGUGGUGAUGGUGGUGAUGGUGGUGUGGCACGGGAGGGAGUGCGGGAUGAUGGACGGGAGGGUGGUGACAAGACGGGGCUGGCAACGAGCUGGGGCGACGACGACGACGCCGUGCUCAUGGAGCAGAAGGAGGAGGAGGAAGAGUGGGAGCAGGAGCAGCGGGCAGAGGAGCAGGAGGAGGAAGGGGUACAGGGGAUUGCGCAACAGCGCAGUGGUGCUGUUGAUGGCGGGGAAGGAGACUCGGCCGUCGACACGGGCGUGUAUGGCGACGGAGAGAGCCAGCAAGCGGCCGAAACGGGGCAGUAUGGCGAGCAAAUUGACGGUGAGACGAAUGGACAAGGCUUUGAGGGCGAAGACAUCCUCGUGACAGGCACGGACGCGACACAGCAGGAAGGCCGCGACCAGCAGGGACAGCACAACGCUGCCACAAGCUGGGGCGAUGACGAUGUUGCUGGUGAUGGUGAUGGUGGUGAUGGUGGUGAUGGUGGUGAUGGUGACCACGUGAGGCAACAACAACAACACCAGCAGCAGCAGGAGGAGGAAGGCGAGGAAGGCAAGGAAGGCAGCCUGCUUGAUCAGCAGGAGCAGCAGCGCGAGCAGGUCAGCUGGAAGCAGAACGAACCGCAGCAGCAAACAGAGAGCCGUCGCCCGCACUCGCCUGGCGAUGGCGGUGACAGGGGCGAAGAUGCACCAGCCACGACCACCUCCACGUCGGCGUCACCGGGAACAGAGACACCCGAGGACCAAGAAGUCGAAGAAGACGAGGAAGAAGAGGUCUCGUCCUCAUCCACCACCACAGGGGCGAACGGCGUGCACCAAGGGCGCACGUACGAGCAGCGCAACGAAGGUGAUGCUGGCUUUGAACGGCAAGAGCAAGAGCAACAGCAACAGCAACAGCAGCCGCACGGUGAAACUCGCAGCACAACGGCAACGAAGGCGGUGGAUGGUGGCACCACCAGCACCACAACAAGCGCAUCGUCCACGCCAACGCCACCCACCACCUCGGAUGUGAUGCGGGACGAAGAAGCAAAGCAUGGCAAGGGCCACACGAAUGCAAUUGCUGCUGGUGACGACCACGCCGACGAUGAUGAUGAUGUCGCUGCUGCGGCCGAUGAUGAUGAUGAUGAUGAUAUCACGCGUGGUGACGGUCUACCACCACGGCAGGAACACCAACAGCAGCAACAGGAGCAACAGGAGCAACAGGAGCAGCAGGCGGGGAACGAGGGCGACUCGUGGUUCACGGCCAACGACCAGGAGGAGUACGACGCCGUUGCGCAACACCAAUACGAGGAGGAGGCGCGACACGACACCAACGCCAACAGCAACAGCAAUACCAACAACGGCUUGAAUGCGGACCCAGGUGCAGAGGAGACAGCGUCGACGGAGCCGUCGUCGUGGUUCAGGGACGAGGAGAGCCAGCUUGACGGGCAGCGGGCGGAGCUGAGGGAGAAGGUGACAGCGGUGCGCCACCACAUUGAUGAGGACUUGGCCACGAUGAAGCGGAACGAGGACACCCUACGCACACACACGCGCCACAACACCGCCGGAAACACGGACACGGCGACAAUGAGGCAGCACGAAGAGCAGCUGCUGCAGCAGCAACAGCGGUCGCAGGGGGAUGGUGUUGGCAGCGAGGGGCAGGAGGGGGAUGGACUGACGUAUAUGUCUGAGUCUGAGCAGUGGGAGAAGAAGCAUGAGCAGGAGCACGUGUUGGAGGAGACGGACUACGAGGAGGCUGCAGAGGCCUCGAGCUUCCCCGUGUUUGGGGUGAUGCUGGUGGUGAUUAGUGUGGUGUUGGCGCUUGUGUUCCAGCGCAAGAUCAAGAGCUUGGUGCUUGGUGGCGGUGCGCACCAGCACGGCCGCCGCCAUCGCACCUACUCCCGACGCAGGUAGCAUGCACACACGGUCACAACUGGUGAUGAUUGGGGGGGGGGGGGAAGCGGUAGCAUUUGAUGUGGCAGUGACGACGUGGUGAAGGUGAUAGGGUUAUGGUGGUGUGGGGAUGAAGUUGCAAUCUCGUGUUGUGUGCUGUGCUGUUUGCAGUGGCCUGCGCGUGGUUGUAAGCAGUGGCAGGUGUGUAUUGUUCUUCCCCGUUCCUGUUCUUGGUCUUGUAUUUGGCGGUUGCACCUCUUAGAAUUUCAAGCAACUGAUAAUUGUAGCAGGCAAUUGAAGCGGGGACAGGGCACCAUCGUGCUGGUGGUGGUCGUGGUAAUGGUG
Molecule: messenger RNA, 3776 nt
Organism: Salpingoeca rosetta
Lineage: Eukaryota; Choanoflagellata; Craspedida; Salpingoecidae
Exons: 4
Coding region: 114-3452 (1112 amino acids)
Molecular function (GO): protein binding
Source: RefSeq, a predicted model, not a curated record